Mugil cephalus (flathead mullet) is the source of this 1504-nucleotide messenger RNA. It is a transcript of the gene cyyr1, whose product is annotated as cysteine/tyrosine-rich 1. The transcript is spliced from 4 exons. The coding region runs from base 258 to 743 and encodes 161 amino acids. Lineage: Eukaryota; Metazoa; Chordata; Actinopteri; Mugiliformes; Mugilidae. The record is from RefSeq and is a predicted model, not a curated record.
GCGGCGGCAGAAGGAGACGUAACGCACGUGGAGGAGAGCAAGCGGCGCUCUCCACUUCUUCCGCGGGGGCGCACCCGAAACUGCUAGGGGGUGGGGGGGUUUGAGUCCGGGGCGGGACGCGGACGAUGCCUCUGGGUGAGCCGGAUAGGUGACCGGCGCGGGCAGAGGAAAUAAAGAGGACCUUUCUGUUAUCUCCUACCACCGAUUAGGGGGGAAAUAAGAGCGGCCCGGAAAGUGGGCGCGCGGAGGAGAGGAUCAUGGAAAACCCCUGGAACAGCGGGAGGGGGUGGACGCAGGCUGUGAGAUGGAAAUGGCUGAGGAGCUCGUUGCUGCUCUGCUUCUUCACUGGUGGCAGUGAAGCCCAGUGUGAAGGCUGUAUCGAGUACUGCUGCGAUGGAUCGCCACCUUUCUGCUGCUCCUAUUACGCUUAUGUUGGAGAUGUCCUUUCGGGCACUGCCAUCUCCGGUAUCGUUUUCGGCGUGGUGUUUCUGAUGGGGGCGGUGGCGGCCCUGUUCCUGUGCGUGUGCAUGUGCAUGAAGAACGGGCGUGGAGCGCGGGUCGGCGUGUUCAGCACCUCCUACAUUAACACCGUGACCCAGGGCUAUCCAGGUCCUCCACCUCCAUACACCUACGACUACGAGAUGUACCCCCCGUCCAUGCACCCGCCGCCUUACACCCCGACUCAGCCUCGGCCGGCCAACUACUCCCCACCUCCUCCUUACCCCGGCUGCACCCGCAAGUGAAUCCCUCCCCGGGGCCUGGGCUCCCAGACCUGGACCCAAAAGCUGCUAUUUGUGUGCCCGCGGCCCAGCAGCGGCGGUGGCAGCCACUCUCGGGCGAGACUCAUGGGAAAAUAAUCUUGUAGCGAAGUGUGUGGGUUAGGGCAGCUGAAGAAUGCCACAUCACGUCUGGCCUGCAGCUGGGACUUCUUUUUUUUUUCCUUCUUCUUCUUCUUCUUCUUCUUCUUCGCAGCUAAUAACCAAUACCCUGAUCCGUAACCCGCCUGUGCGGCAUCAAAGGCGCGCCGCCGCUUUGAUGGAGGAGAAGACCACUUUUGUCGGCACAGGGGGGGAACCUGACAUCACUGGAGGGCGAGAAAGUCUUUCCGGGACACAUUGUAGACUCUGCUUUUAUGGAAAGUUACCUAUCCGCUCCUUCAUUUAAAACUUAUUAAAAAAAAAUGUUAAUUUGUGUCAUGGACUGAGGUGGGAGGGGGUGAUUAAAGCUGUUUUAGGCAGGUCUGGACCUGUCAUGUGUGUACUCACAGUUGUAGAAUAAUAAUAAUAAUAAUGGCCUGAUGGUAAUGAACUGGCUUUUAUUGCCUUACUUGAAACGGAUUCUUGGAUCUAAAUUGUGAAGCGUUCACAUUUUAACCGAGUUGUUCGUGGGGUGGUAAGAAAAUCUGAAAGUGACCUCGCUGUGAAUGAUGGAAGGAGGCGUUUUUUUCUCACUGUUUAGUUGGAUGUGUGUGUUGUAAAUAAAAAGAUGCCUUUUUAAAUAUAAA